Aspergillus bombycis is the source of this 1911-nucleotide messenger RNA. Its product is annotated as serine/threonine-protein kinase. Gene Ontology annotation, biological process: protein phosphorylation. NCBI's taxonomy places the organism in Eukaryota, Fungi, Ascomycota, Eurotiomycetes, Eurotiales, Aspergillaceae. The transcript is spliced from 5 exons. The coding region runs from base 1 to 1911 and encodes 636 amino acids. Gene Ontology annotation, molecular function: protein serine/threonine kinase activity; ATP binding. The record is from RefSeq and is a predicted model, not a curated record.
AUGUCUUGGAAACUCACCAAAAAAUUAAAGGAAACCCACCUUGCUCCUUUGACGCAAACCUUUACCCGGUCCUCAUCUACAUCCACUAUUAAGGGCGAGUCCGGCGAAGAGACUCCCGUGGUUUCGCAGGCUCCGACUCCGACUAUUUCCACGUCAAACAUCAAUGGAAUCAGUGCCUCGGAAUCUCUCGUAUCGCCUCCCGUGGCUCCCGUCAAGCCCGGUAUCCUGAUCGUCACCCUCCACGAAGGCCGGGAUUUCGCUCUUUCCCCGCAAUACCAACAGAUCUUCAAUUCGCAUUUCCAAAACAACUAUGCUAUGCGCCCGAGCUCUUCGUCCUCCCACUCCACUCAUGGCCAGGCUGCAUCAUUCGUCCAUAGUGGCCGUCCUCAGUCGACUAGCGGAGGUAUCAAUGCUGCGCCCACAAUCCACGGUCGGUAUUCGACAAAAUAUCUUCCCUACGCUCUGUUAGAUUUCGAGAAGAACCAGGUUUUUGUCGACGCAGUUUCAGGGUCGCCCGAGAACCCCCUUUGGGCCGGAGACAACACCGCCUUCAAGUUUGAUGUGUCCCGUAAGACGGAAUUGAACGUUCAGCUCUAUCUCCGAAACCCGGCCGCUCGGCCCGGUGCCGGCCGGAGUGAGGAUAUCUUCCUCGGUGCCGUCAAGGUACACCCGCGCUUCGAAGAAGCCCAACAGUUUGUGGAGGAUCCCAAACUCAGCAAGAAGGACAACCAGAAAGCGGCUGCUGCCCACGCAGCCCAGGAGCGCCAUUUGGGCCAGUUGGGCGCAGAAUGGCUGGAGCUUCAAUUCGGUACCGGAUCGAUCAAGAUUGGUGUUAAAUUCGUCGAGAACAAGCAGCAAAGCCUGAAGUUGGAGGACUUCGAGUUGUUGAAGGUCGUGGGUAAAGGUAGUUUCGGCAAGGUCAUGCAGGUCAUGAAGAAAGAUACUGGUCGUAUCUAUGCCCUCAAGACUAUCCGUAAGGCUCACAUCAUUUCACGAUCGGAAGUCACGCACACUCUCGCCGAGAGAUCGGUGCUUGCACAGAUCAAUAAUCCCUUCAUCGUCCCCUUGAAAUUUUCCUUCCAGUCUCCAGAAAAAUUGUAUUUCGUUCUUGCCUUCGUAAACGGUGGAGAGUUAUUCCACCACCUCCAAAGAGAGCAGCGUUUCGAUAUCAACCGUGCCCGUUUCUACACGGCUGAGCUGCUUUGCGCAUUGGAGUGUCUGCAUGGCUUCAAGGUCAUCUACCGUGAUCUCAAGCCGGAAAAUAUUCUCCUCGACUACACAGGGCACAUUGCUCUUUGUGACUUUGGUCUAUGCAAGUUAGACAUGAAGGAUGAAGAUCGGACGAACACCUUCUGUGGAACCCCUGAAUAUCUUGCACCUGAGUUGCUAUUGGGCAACGGAUAUACCAAGACUGUUGACUGGUGGACGCUGGGUGUCCUCCUGUAUGAGAUGUUGACAGGUCUUCCUCCAUUCUACGAUGAAAAUACCAACGACAUGUACCGAAAGAUUUUGCAGGAGCCCCUGACUUUCCCCAGCACGGACAUUGUACCCCCCGCUGCACGGGACCUUCUGACACGACUGCUUGACCGCGACCCCCAGCGUCGACUGGGUGCCAACGGUGCUGCGGAGAUUAAGUCCCAUCAUUUCUUUGCCAACAUUGAUUGGCGUAAGCUGCUCCAGCGGAAGUACGAACCAAGCUUCCGUCCCAACGUGGUUGACGCGCGUGACACCGCCAACUUCGACCGGGAGUUUACAUCCGAAGCACCUCAAGACUCAUACGUGGAUGGGCCCGUUUUGUCCCAGACUAUGCAGCAGCAGUUUGAAGGCUGGUCUUACAAUCGUCCGGUUGCUGGUCUUGGAGAUGCUGGCGGCAGUGUUCGGGACCCAUCCUUCGGCAGCAUUCCCGAAUAA